AUGACUGUGAAGGUUGGCGACAUUGUCCUGGCUUACCAUGGGGUCAUGAUUUAUGACGCAAAGGUCCAAAAGGUGGACAACGGUCAGGGUGUGCAAGAGACGACAGUUGCUAAAAAUCAAGUGUCAUCAAACACACAGUAUUAUCUGCACUACCAAGGCUGGGCCAAGAAAUGGGAUGAGUGGGUCCGUCAUGACCGAGUGUUAGAAGAUACACCAGCCAAUCGCGCACUGCAGAAGAAAGCAAAAGAAGAUUUAGCUAAGGCGAAGACGAAUAAGCGCUCGGCUAAACGAAAGAAGAUCAGCUCGGCUGGCGUUGAUACGCCCAGUACUCGUAAAUCUCCAUUUAAGCGCUUAAAGCGCAGUACAGACGGUGAGUUCGAGGAGUAUCCAGGACCUACCGAAGGAUUAGCUGAGGAGCGAUCGUCUACAAAACAAGUGAAUAUUCAAAUGCCAUUUUCGCUUAAGAAACAGCUUGUGGAAGAUUGGAAGAAUGUGACCCACGUACCGCACAAGCUUGUGCCUUUGCCCAGAAAGCCAAACGUGAGUCAGAUCAUCCAGACAUAUCUGACAUUUAAAAAAAGUAAAGUGCGUGAAGGUGAUGCAAAUGAUGAAAAGGAAUAUAAGAAUGUUGAAGGGAUCAUGGUGGGUGUGCAAUCUUACUUUGAUCGAGCCUUGAGCUCUAUUCUACUCUAUCGUAUGGAAAGACGUCAAUAUCAAGAGCUCCAACAAAACGAGAAUAAAGACGUUGCAUUGUCUCAAAUCUAUGGAGCUGAACACUUAAUUCGACUUUUUGUGAGAUUACCGGUGCUGUUAGCAAGCGCUAACAUCUCUCCGCGUGGACUAAAUCAGAUCCAAGCGCGUUUGAACGACUUUUUGAAAUUUAUUCAAAAGAAUUCGGCAGCAUGGUUUGUCACGGAAUACGAAAUAGCUUCGGACAAGUACAUUGAAAAGGCCAGUGAUUUUUCUUAA
This is a messenger RNA of Plasmopara halstedii, 969 nucleotides long. Its product is annotated as nua4 complex subunit eaf3 homolog. Gene Ontology annotation, cellular component: nucleus; histone acetyltransferase complex. The record is from RefSeq and is a predicted model, not a curated record. The coding region runs from base 1 to 969 and encodes 322 amino acids. Gene Ontology annotation, biological process: chromatin organization; regulation of DNA-templated transcription. The transcript is spliced from 2 exons. NCBI's taxonomy places the organism in Eukaryota, Oomycota, Peronosporomycetes, Peronosporales, Peronosporaceae.